Molecule: messenger RNA, 4044 nt
Organism: Aspergillus campestris IBT 28561
Lineage: Eukaryota; Fungi; Ascomycota; Eurotiomycetes; Eurotiales; Aspergillaceae
Product: ubiquitin-specific protease UBP15
Exons: 11
Coding region: 228-3596 (1122 amino acids)
Biological process (GO): protein deubiquitination; regulation of protein stability
Cellular component (GO): nucleus; cytosol
Molecular function (GO): cysteine-type endopeptidase activity; protein binding; cysteine-type deubiquitinase activity
Source: RefSeq, a predicted model, not a curated record
CGCUGGACCAGACCUUUUUGUCUUGACCUACUGCCUGGUGGUUACCUCGUCAUUACUUCCCCAUCUUCAGUUCAUUCUCUACGACUGAUCAUCUUCGCUUUUCUUUUCGGAUUUGGUUCCCCCUCUUUCCUUUUUCUCUCGCCGUUUCCACCCUCAAUCUCCGCCCGACUGCUUAAAACAGGUUGCCUCUGACCGUUCGAGUGCGUGGAGGCACUUCUUUAUCCUAGAUGGACAGCGUCGCGGAUAAUGAGAUGCUCGUCGAUGAUUAUGAGCAGUAUCAAAAUGACAAAACCGACGAUGUCGUGGUCUCUCAGUCCGGUUCGGACGAACCGGAGUCGGAGCCUCUUGCAGAUGAUCAUGCGGCAAUGAUGGCUCGAGUGCUCCCCCAAGACCCGGACCUGGAAACCGAAGAUGAGGCGUGGCAUACAUGGCAUAUUGAGGACUGGAAGAAGUUGAAGAAGAAGGAGCAUGGGCCGGUGUUCCAAUGCGCAGGAUUCCCUUGGCGAAUCCUUUUCUUCCCGUAUGGAAACCACGCCGAUUAUGCAUCAUUCUAUCUCGAGCACGCCUGGGAAGAAGAGCCCCCAGAGAAUUGGUAUGCAUGCGUACAAUUCGCCUUGGUGCUGUCGAAUGUAAAUGAUCCAUCUAUAUAUGUGUCGCACUACGCGACACAUCGGUUCAACGCAGACGAGGGUGACUGGGGCUUUACCCGGUUCUACGAGCUGCGCAGACUCUUCACCAUGCCCUGGGAGGGCCGCGGUGUGCCUCUGAUCCAGAACGAAGAAGCCAACGUCACAGCCUACGUUCGCGUUGUCAAGGACCCGACAGGAGUUCUGUGGCACAGCUUCCAAAACUACGACUCGAAACGGGAGACUGGGAUGGUUGGCCUGAAGAAUCAAGGCGCAACCUGCUAUCUCAACUCCUUAUUGCAGUCCUUGUACUUUACCAACGCUUUCCGAAAGGCUGUUUAUCAAAUCCCCACCGAGAGCGAAGCGUCCAAGGACAACAGCGCUUGGACUCUCCAAAGACUCUUCUAUAACCUGCAAACCAGCGAGAACUCUGUCUCGACCACCGAGCUCACUGCAUCGUUUGGCUGGGAGUCUCGGCAAAUCUUCGAACAGCAGGAUGUCCAAGAAUUGUCGCGGAAGCUCAUGGAGAGACUGGAAGAGAAAAUGAAGGGCACGCCGGCCGAAAAAGCGCUCCCCGAACUGUUUGUUGGAAAAACAAAGACGUACAUCUCCUGCAUCAACGUCGACUAUGAGUCGUCCCGGGUGGAAGAUUUCUGGGAUAUUCAGCUGAAUGUGCGAGGCAACAAGACCCUGGACGACAGCUUCAAAGACUACAUCCAGGUGGAAACCCUCGAGGGGGAGAACAAGUACGAUGCCGGUUCGCCGUAUGGGUUGCAGGACGCCAAGAAGGGCGUCAUCUUCGAGAGCUUCCCCCCCAUUCUGCACCUUCAUUUGAAACGAUUUGAGUACGAUAUCCACCGAGACGCAAUGAUGAAAAUCAACGACCGACACGCCUUCCCCAUGGAGUUCGAUGCCACGCCUUACCUUUCCAACGACGCCGACAAGUCGGAACCGUGGAUCUACGAAUUGCAUGGCGUGUUGGUGCACAGUGGUGAUUUGAAUGCUGGUCAUUAUUAUGCCUUUUUGAAGCCUACCAAGGAUGGGCACUGGUAUCGUUUUGAUGACGACAGAGUGACCCGAGCCACCGACAGGGAGGUUCUGGAAGAGAACUACGGCGGCGAAUAUGAACUCGCCAACGGUGCCACCGGGGUCAGACAGCCGUACACCCGGGGUUUGUCCACCAAGCGUUCCAUGAACGCAUACAUGCUUGUUUAUGUCCGGAAGACGAAACUGGAUGAGGUGCUCUUACCCAUAACGAAGGAUGAGAUUCCGUCUCACAUUGAGACGAAACUCAUUGAAGACCGUGCUGAACUAGCCCGGAGGAAGAAAGAGAGGGAGGAGGCUCAUUUGUACAUGAGCGUCGGUGUUUUGACCGAAACGUCCUUCCAAUCGCAUCAUGGGUUCGAUCUCACAAGCAUGGACCUGCCGGCGGAUGAUCCCGCCGUGCCAAAGCACCACCGCAUUCUUCGAUCGACCAAGGUCGGCGAGUUUGCAACUUUGAUGGCGGAAGAAAAUGGCCUAGAUGUCAAUCGGAUUCGAUUCUGGGUAAUGGUGAACCGCCAGAACAAGACCACUCGCCCGGAUCAGGUCAUCAGAGACCCGGAAAUGACCCUCGAGGAGGCUUAUAGCAGAUUCGGUACCAAAGGAAAUGCCUUCAGGCUUUGGAUGGAAGUUGGCGAGCCCGGUCAAGAUGGCACCGUCUCAUGGCCGGAUAACAAUUCCGUCCUUGUUUUCCUGAAGAACUUCGACGUCCCAAGCCAGACGCUGUCCGGCGUGGGUGCCGUAUACGUCCGCAAGUCCCAGAAAGUGGCUGAUCUUGCGCCAACGAUACUUGAGAAGAUGGGAUGGCCUGCUGGCACGGAGUUUCUACUGUUCGAGGAGAUCAAACAUACUAUGAUCGAGCCUAUGAAGUCCAAGCAGACCUUCCAGCAGUCCGAAAUCCAAGACGGUGAUAUCAUCACGUUCCAGAGGACGAUUGCCGAAGCGGAUGUGCCUUCCACUGCAAUUUUUCCGGACGCCAAACAAUACUAUGACCACCUCUUGAACCAAAUGCCUGUCACCUUUGCGCCGAUUAGAGAUACUGAGGCCGAGGAGUUCACCUUGACACUGAGCAGGAGGAUGACCUACGACCAAUUCUCCAAGAAGGUCGGGGAACGUCUGAACGUGGAUCCUACCCAUCUGCGGUUCGCUCCUGUUCUUGCGAGCACGGGCAAGCCCAAGGCUUUCAUUAAACGGAAUCCCAACCAGAACAGCCAGACGUUAGGCCAGAUCCUCUCGGGCCAGAUGUCGGGGUAUGGGUACAACCUGCAUCGGUCUGAUGCGUUAUACUAUGAAGUGCUAGAGAUGAGCCUGAGCGACUACGAGUCCAAGAUCUGCCUGAAAGUGACGUGGCUUCCGGAAGGUAUCACAAAGGAGCAAGUUGUCGAGGUCUUAGUUCCCCGAGACGGCACCGUCGCCGACAUCCUUUCUGGAUUGCAGAAGAAGGCAAACCUCGAUGAUGAGACGAUCCGGAACACGCGGAUCUACGAAGCUCACGGUGGCAAGAUCUAUAAGGAGUACGAGGCCGAGUCUAAGGUCGCCGGAAUCAACGAAUUCGUCACGCUAUACGCCACGCGGGUUCCCGAGGAAGAGGUCGAGAUUGCGGAGGGGGAGCGGCUGAUCAAUGCGUACAACUUCGACCGGGAACCAAGCAGACCGCAUGGGGUACCGUUCAAGUUUGUGGUCAAGUCGGGUGAGGUGUUUAGCAAAACCAAAGAACGCCUGUCGAAGCGGACUGGGAUCAAGGGCAAGCAGUUUGAGAAGAUCAAGUUCGCUGUUGUCCCCCGGACUCUGUACUCCAACCCGCGUUAUCUCGAAGAUGAUGAUAUACUUUCUGACAUUGUCGGCGAUUCGGACGACCUCCUUGGUCUUGACCAUGUAAAUAAAAGCCGGAGCUUCUGGAACCGGAGCGAGUCCUUCUUCAUUCGAUAGAGGCAGAAUGUACCAUGUUUGCAGCUUUCCCGGCCAGUCCGUUGUUCUGCGAAGGGCAGAGAACAUACCGUCCGCCUAUUUUCCAAUCUCGUUUGCGGAGAGGAGACCUUAUGCUUGAACGAAUUCUGGACCUGCUGCCGCGUUGUCUCAUGACCUUCUCCUUUUCUCCUUUUCUUUUUUAUUUCUUCUUCUUCUCCCCCCCUUUUUUCUUUUUUCUUUGUCUUUCAUUUUGUUCCUUGAUUUCUUUCUUCCUUUUUUGCCUUUCCUUUCGUCUCUGUAGAUGGGGCAGGUCUCACGCUGUUAUGUUGGUUUGCGCAAAGAUGCGCCUUAUGGUCAUUCCCCGUUAUCUCAUAUUUUCCCUGCUACUUCUCCUGAUAUGACCCAUGACAUUUAUAUAUAAAAUAGUUAUCAGCAAGAUAAGAUGAGUAACGCGGAAAAAGAUUUAAAC